Messenger RNA from Echinostoma caproni, 282 nucleotides. Lineage: Eukaryota; Metazoa; Platyhelminthes; Trematoda; Plagiorchiida; Echinostomatidae. The record is from the annotation of a GenBank genome assembly.
AUCGAUUUCCCCAACCUACUGAAACCGCAACCCGGACCACAACAGCCGUCCUCCUCUAGUAUUGAACCGGCAGCUCCAUCCUCCCAACCAGAACGUAGUUGGGACAAUGAAACCGGAGAGGCCGAAGGCGAAGAUCAAGAAGGCACAGGUGAUACGUUACCCACGGAGGCAUACAUAGCUGCCGAGAAAAAUGUCCGGUACGCUCUGAGUGCAUUACAGCAUAUGGACCGUAAUACGGCUAUAGACAACCUGUUAAAAGCUCUGAAGACCCUUCGAAGUUAA